Diorhabda carinulata is the source of this 2467-nucleotide messenger RNA. RefSeq lists its product as uncharacterized. Bases 164 to 889 code for a protein of 241 amino acids. The record is from RefSeq and is a predicted model, not a curated record. NCBI's taxonomy places the organism in Eukaryota, Metazoa, Arthropoda, Insecta, Coleoptera, Chrysomelidae. The transcript is spliced from 3 exons.
AGGAAGGGGCGUCUAAUACCAAGUAUUAGACGUCUCCGUCUAGAUUUUCCAGUUUUUAAGUGCUACCAACGUACGGUAGGACGUCGCGUAUACGAAAAUUGACGAUCCGAUGGCAGGAGAAGCAAUUAUUACACAAAACUAACCCGCGCUUGUUUAAAUAAAAAUGUCGGGCGGACCAGGCCCGCCACCAGUACCGGGCAACCAUCGGAGCGGCACACCGGUCGGUUGGUCUCCUCUUCACUUUCGUCCUACCUCCCCUUACGCCCCGUCAACGCCACCUCGAAUGAGUAGCCCGGCCGCUAAUAUGUUCGGCACCCGGUUGCCGUACGGGAUGCCGUGUCCGAGGCCGAGAUGGCCAACAGCAUUAUCGCCUGUUCCGGUACCGCCACCGCAUGCUUUUUCGCCACCUCCACCAGCGCCACCUCCUGGACCUAAGCCAUUUAGACGUCCAAUGCAUCCACCUUCUCCAGCUCCAACCAGGUGCGCUUCCCCAUUAGACUCUCCAUAUUUUAAGGGGAUCCAGCCUUAUUCCCCGGAUCAUUUUAGUGGAAUCCAAUCUUACUCCCCUGAUCAUUUUAGGAGCGGACCUCAAUCCUAUUCUACCACUCCUGAUUAUUCCUUCGGACCACCAAAUCGCGAUUUCGAAUAUGUUGGUGUACCCCUCGAGCCCCCGCCAUUACCGCACAAUUAUGAUCCCGAAGAGGAUGAAGAAUCUGGACCAACAACUGCCGAAAUCAUCGCUAAUCAAUCACAGGAUUACAUUGACGAAAAAUUGGCGGAAUAUCAAGCUACCAUAUACUUAUUACAAGGUAAGAAUAUAACAUUAAAUUUAAAUAUUAUACAGAUAUUACUUUGUGGAAUUAUUUAUGUUUUCCGUUAUUCUCAAUAGAAAAUAGAUAUUUAUGUGUGAAAAAGCCGAAUCGAAAAAUGACUUCACACACGAAUUGCAUAUAAUAUUUUUUCUACUAGCGAAAAUUUCAUCAAAAUACAGAAUUUAAAUGAUAAUUUUCCUCAUAAAAUAUUUCAUAUAUUUAUUAAUAUUUUUGACAGUUUAAUCAAGAUUAGAACAAAAUAACAUGUAUAAAUGUCACCUGAAAAUAAUUAUCACUACAUAAGGAGAAAAAUAAAAAAUGGCAUCAGCGCGACUUAAACCUGGGACCUUCCUCAUGUAAAUCUCGUACUCUAGCCACUUGACUACGGAGACCUAAGUAAUACAUUUUUUUAAACACUACUGCUUAAAGUAUAUUUCUUUACGCACUAGUGCGUAAAGUUUCACGUACUCGAAAGUGUGUCUAAAGUACGUACUUUACGCGCGGUAGUAGAAAAAUGAUAUUUUACGAGUAUGUACUAAUUUUUAAAUGAAAUAUGUAUUAAUUUCCGUUUGUUGACACUUUCGCUUUCUGCGAUGAUUAUGAUGUACGAUAAAGGUUAUUUUCGAAAAAUAAAGUAAAACCACGACGUAAAUUUUGUGUAAUUAUAUCAACAACUAUUACAUUACCUAUGGAUUACUAAAAGGCUCAUUGGAAACUAUGAUCUGAGUUCAAGCAGAUCAUCUAUCAGCUGAUUGUGGAUCCUAGCCCAGAACCAAUCUUUCCAUGAUAUUCAUCCAGUUAUAUAAUAGAUUCUAGAUGUUUAAUAAUUGAUAUUGAGCAGUUAUUGACGAUUUAAAUUCAUACGGAUUUUGCGCGAAAGUUUUAAUUGUAGACAGCCAUUUAAGGGGAAUGAAUAAUUUUUAAAUUUCAACAAACAGUAGACAAAUGAAACGGCCUGUUUGAACAACCUGAUGGAAUUUUCACUUUUGUAUACUAUAGUAGAAAUGAUCAUAUCCUAUCACUAGAACUUGAUUGAUUAGAUCAGUUUCCGAACAACAAUGAACGUGAUGACCCGACAUAGGGAUAUAGGGCAAAUGGUGAGUACAAAAUCACAAUGCACAGUAAAGGAAUAAGCCGAGCAGCAUGUUAUAAUAUUUCUACUUUUUCUCAAUUAUCGAAUCAUUUUCAAAGUAUGGUAAUAUUUUUCAAACGUUAUACUUACUCUUGACGUGCAAUAUUUUUUAUAUAUCGCAUACUGAGAGCGAGAGGGUCACAACUCAAAAAACUUGAUUUGCGGGCAAGUUCAGUAUAUUAUAAACAGCAAGAAUCUGACGAUUUUGUAAUUGAUAUCCUCUGAAUUUUUUUUGCGUGCAACAAUAAUCCUGCCAUUUAUUUGAGUUUAGAAUAUUAUUUAAAAAAAUUGUAUAAAAAAUAUUUUGACUUGUGACGAUGCAACUCCAUUUUUUGUUUGAGUUAUUACUAUUUGAUAAAUACAAAUUCAUUGAAAAAUUUCUUUAAAUCAGUAUUGAUUCUCCAAAUUUUAUACUUCUUAAAUAUAGUUGAAUGUAAAAGGUAGAUGAAUAAAAUGUGGUCAAGUAACUUAGUGCUUAUUACAAAUUAUUCUUAGUUAUACAUCGUGUAAUAUUAUUAAAAAA